GUUGAGCCAACUUGUGUUGGAAACUUGGAGAUUCCGGAGCUGUGCUCGUGCUUUCCAUAGCGCGUUCACUGGUGACGUAAUUUUUUUCGGACUGACCUGACCGCACAGGUCACGUGACGCGACUGACCUGCGCGGACAUUAAUAUGAGUUAAUAUCACAUGACGGGACUUACCCGAGCGUAAGCUUGUUUGAGGGGCGCCGAAAGACGAACGACGGCGCAGACGUCUUCUCCUAACCUGCAACACAACGACAACACACGUGAUCGAUGAGCGUAUCGAUCCGCGAUGACGGGAAGCGUACUGGACUUUACCGAUCGAGGACGAUAUCCGUUACGUAAUCUUUUCCCGAUUUCCGCUUGCCGCUGAAAAUCAAAAGGAGUUUCGGUUCCGAAUGGAGGCUUUGCUUUCGGUCCGACGGAUCCAUCCCAGCUGAGGAAUCCAUCACACAUGUGACGACUGUUCGCUGAUCGGUCAGCUCGUCAGUUUCUGCUUCACGUCCGACUUCCGGAGAGGCGCCGGAACUGACCGGGGGCACUUUAAAGCGCACGCUGACGUCCGGGUCAAAGUUGAGCAGCUCUCGUCAACAUGGCGUCGUGGGGUCUUCGGAGGAAAACUUUCCAAACUUUUGUGGCGUCGUGUUUUCACAGCUCGCCAGCUGCCGCUCAGCAGCCUCCUCUUCCUCACUCGCGCUUCUUCCCGCCGCUGGAGGCGGCCAUGCUGCCGCCCGGAACCUUCCUGGGGCGGGUGGCGUUCGUCACGGGGGGUGGGACCGGACUGGGCCGCGCCAUGACUGCCACCCUCUCCCACCUGGGGGCUGAGUGCGUCAUCGCCAGCAGGAAGUUGGAGGUCCUGCAACAGACGGCAGACGAGAUCACCAGUCAGACUGGAAACAAGGUCCACGCAAUCCAGCUUGAUGUCAGAGAUCCUCAGGCUGUUAUGCAUUGCGUAGAACACAUGGAAAGUCUCACAGGCUUACCUGAUGUGAUCGUCAACAAUGCGGCGGGAAACUUUGUGUGUCCGUCGGAAAAUUUGUCGGCCAACGCGUGGAAGAGCAUCACCGACAUCGUCCUGAACGGCACCGCCUUCGUCACGCUGGAGCUUGGAAAGCGGCUGGUCCGCAACCAGAAAGGUGCAGCCUUCCUGGCCAUCACGACCAUCUACGCCGAGUCGGGCUCCGGGUUUGUGGUUCCCAGCGCUGCCGCCAAGGCAGGCGUCGAGGCGCUCUACAAGUCUUUGGCGGGUGAGUGGGGACGCUAUGGACUCAGGUUCAACAUCAUCCAGCCUGGACCCAUCAGAACCAAGGGGGCCUUCAGCCGCUUGGACCCGACGGGACAAUUUGAAGCAGGAAUGCUGAAUCGGAUCCCGACGGGCCGACUGGGCCGAGCAUCUGAGAUGGCAAACUUGGCGUCGUACAUGUGCAGCGACUACGCCAGCUGGAUUUCGGGGGCUGUGGUCCGCUUCGAUGGGGGCGAGUAUGUGAUGAUGGCGGGAGAAUUCAACGAGCUUCGCAAGGUCACAGGUGAUCAGUGGAAGAUGAUGGAGAAGAUGAUCCGAAGCACCAAAGGAUCCUAAAGACGUGCCCACUCAGUGAUGUCAUCAAACUGAGCCGCUCCAUCCAACUAUGUUGCCAUAAUAUAUAGACUCAACUGUAGUACAACACGUGUACAAGAAUGUUUUUGUAUGCUAGUAUUCACAGACUACUACCUUUACAUACGUCAGAUACUCUUUUCUAUGUGCUGUAAUCCCCUGCUAUAUGAGAUUUGUUUGUGCGUGUUAUUAAAGUUGUUACGAUUUGUACUAUUUGUACAAUAUGUUUGUAUAAUCCACUGUUUUACGAUCAGGCGGCACCCUAACCUAACCUCUAACCCUAACCCAUGUCAAGUGUACGACUCCUGAAGCAGAAUCGCCAGGCAACUGAUGAUCUUUUCCGGCCCCUAACCUUGACCGCCGCGAGUGAUCUGCCGGCACCCGCUGUCCUGACUGUGGCGUAGGCGGCAAGGAUUAGCUGUUUUGCGUUUCCUUACUGUGCAUUUUUUUUCCGAAGCGGUGUCACUUGCAUUGCUCCUCCACUGGCCUGCUGUGCUAAUGAAAGAGCCUAUAAUUCUGUCAUUUUGUCAUAAACAGUGUCUACACGUUGCUUGUAUGCAGCAGAGUACAGCCAUCUUUUAGAAACAACACGAUCGAAACCGCCUUCACACUGAAAUGAGACUUUUCGGGGACAUCUUGUUUCUACGCCACGCAACCUUCAAUGACACCAUAAGCCGGUGUGCAGAAAUCUUGGACGUUGAACAGAAAAGAAAAACAUUGAAUGUAUUUGUGUGUUGAGCUGUUAAUAAUACUACUGAUAAUGAUGUGCACAUGCAAGGUGCUCAAGUGGUUUUUACUUUGUUUGGCUUGUCGUGACCUCAACUAAAGAGGUCACGGGGGUGGUUCAUGAUCAGCUGACUCUAGAUGUAAUGCACCAAUGUGAAUGUUUGCUUUGCCAGUAGUUCCCAAUUGUUCUUAUCGUCUUGCUCUCGAGGUUUGCUGUCCAAUCCCCCAGGUCCCCCCAACCCCCCCCCCCCCCCCCACGUGCGUUCAUAAACACAAUAGGAUCAAUCAAAAAAAUCAAGAUGGGCAAAUUCUUCUUUUGCAUAAGCAUGUUUAGUCUAAGCUGAUGCUUGCUGUGUGGGGGAUACUAAAUGAUAGCGCGUGCAGGAACAUGCUUGUUUCCGCUCACGGUCGAGCAUUGCCAAGCUCCACUGUAAUCGGGUACUGUUUCUGCAUCCAGUGUGCGCUGCUGCCUUUUUGCCUUCAAGGCUUUCGUGGUGUUGUGCCAAGUAGAGCGACACACUCCAGCGGUGUGUGCAAUGUGGCGUUCAUUUCAAGUUUACUGUGUCUGGGCUCGCACUUUACAGACUCCUUGAUGGGGGAAAUGUGCGUGUACACGCGUUUACGUCAAAUUAGGUGAAGAAUAUGAAUUUUUAUUUGUGAUGAACUAUUAAAUAAUAAUGUAAAAAUGCACGCCCAUCGAUGUGAUCCAUGGCUGUGGCGUUGCUGCUCCUCUAUCCACUGAUGCGGUGGGCCAACGUGUUACCAUGGUAACCACGUUAUCAAUUUGAAGCUUAAAGCCAAAGCUUAAGUAGACUCAUGAAUCACUUAUUGAUGACGAUAAAAUGUUUGUGUACAAUGUGUAACUUUUUGAAAUUGUAUCAUCAACUUGUUCUGAACAUAUGAAUGAAAUGUAUAUAUGGGUUUUAAAAAGAAAGGUCAUGCAUAUUUAAUUUUAUCAAUGAUUGUUUGAAUGUAAUUUAAUGGGGUUAACAAUGAUUCCGCAAUGCUGGGUGUUUGCACGAGUGUGUGUGUUGCCAGUUGUUCCGUCAUGUAACAAAGAUAAGCUUUGGAAAUUAAAAUGACUUGAUGGUGUGAUAAA
Messenger RNA from Phycodurus eques (leafy seadragon), 3411 nucleotides. RefSeq names its product 2,4-dienoyl CoA reductase 1, mitochondrial (gene decr1). Gene Ontology annotation, molecular function: 2,4-dienoyl-CoA reductase (NADPH) activity. The record is from RefSeq and is a predicted model, not a curated record. Lineage: Eukaryota; Metazoa; Chordata; Actinopteri; Syngnathiformes; Syngnathidae. Gene Ontology annotation, biological process: fatty acid beta-oxidation. The coding region runs from base 585 to 1571 and encodes 328 amino acids. The transcript is spliced from 11 exons. Gene Ontology annotation, cellular component: mitochondrion.